CAAGAAUUUUCAUACAUCACAUGGACAAACCCCAUCAGCUGAGCUGCAGCACUCUCAAACCAAAUUUACCUGCCCGGCUCACCAUGCUCAGACCAUGCGCACUCCAUCGACUCUCCUGCACGCUGCUGCUGCUCCUCCUCUCCCUCUCUAGCCCAGGGGAGAGCCGGCCUCACGUGGCCCACAGGGGCGCACCUGACAUGGACAGGACAGACAGCCAAAGGGCCCUGCUCUUUGAGGCGGUAAAGACCGGGAUCCUCAGCUCGUUGGGUAUGGACAGGGAGCCCAGGACGACCCAAAGGGCCUCAGGGCCGGAGCUGAGGAAGAUGUUUCAGCUCUACAGAGAAAAGCUGAGGGAGAUGAGAGGGAAUUCCAGCCGACCGAUGAGCGAAACCUGGCAAUCAACAAUUUCCACUGUACUUUUUCCAGCCACAGUGGAGCCAGUAAAAGUACCUUGGAGGCGAGGACACCCAGUUCAACACAUGCAGUGGUUCAGAGCUGUUUUCAAUAAAACCCCACACAUCCAGACUGGGGUGACUCUGGCUCGGGCAGAGCUGAAGAUUUCCCGGCAGAUCUUAAAUAAACCCACGUCAGUAAAGCUUGAGGCGAGACAAGAGGUUAAAGUUCGAGUCAACGGCAUGAAGCCGAUGAACUCUGCUGCUUGGACUCGCACAGACCACGUCAACGUCUCAACCUGUCAAGAUGUGCUGUUGGACCUCAGCCCCGAGGUGGAGGAGUGGAUGAUAAGUGAUGGUGGUCAAGUGCUGGUUGUGGAUGUAGGGAUGGUCGUGGUGGGCAGAGAUGCCCUGAGGACAAACCCAACCAUUUCUCUGGAACUAGGCCUCGUGCAGCCCAAACCGGCUCAGAGGACGAGACGCUCCAACAAGGAGGACGACUGUGACGAGCGAGGAUGGUGCUGCCGCAAGUCUGUCAUCGUGUCCUUCAAAGACAUCGGCUGGACGGACUGGGUGGUGGCCCCAGCCGAAUACACGAUGCAUUUCUGCGACGGCACCUGCCCCCACAACUACAAGCCGGCCAGCAUGCACACGCAGGUGAAGUCCCGGCUGCACCAGAUUACAAAAGGAGAGACGCCUCACCCCUGCUGCGUGCCGGCGGCCUACGAGCCCAUGGUCCUCAUGCACUAUGACAGUAGGGGAAAGUUAAAGCUGACACCUUUCAACGACUUUAUUGUCAGUAAAUGUCACUGCGCCUGAGGGGGGGAUGGCACAGACAGUUUACUCACUGCGAUCAUUUCCACUGGGAAAAAGAUGUUACAUGGUGAAAACAAAACUGACUGUGUUCUCAAAUUAACAUUUUAUCACAAAUCGUCAUUGGUUAACUGAAUAAAAAUUGCGGUCAUCCACUUUUAAUUUAAAAAAAGACGUUACUGAUGCACAAAGCCACUGUUCUGUUUUGCAUGUCGAUCGGUUGAUUCAUAUCUUUGCCUUAAACCUAUUUAUUUUGAGUUCUAUUUAUGGUCCCAUUUGUGUCCCUUUGUUGUGUAAUGUAGAAUUUAUUAUUUAAUUUGUAUUGUUGCUUUUAUUUAAAGUGCUGUAUUGUUUAUGAGACUUGUGUUUUGGAAAACUUGUUUUGUUGUCAUCAACAUUUCAAUAAUUUUAUAUCCUAAUAAAUGCUCUGAUGGAUUCACACUGACCUUCUGCACGUGAAUGUACAUUUCAUAAUAAACACAUGAGCGUGACCUUUUAUAAGAUUUGUUAUU
Platichthys flesus (European flounder) is the source of this 1717-nucleotide messenger RNA. Its product is annotated as protein DVR-1. The record is from RefSeq and is a predicted model, not a curated record. The transcript has 2 exons. Gene Ontology annotation, cellular component: extracellular region. The coding region runs from base 21 to 1211 and encodes 396 amino acids. NCBI's taxonomy places the organism in Eukaryota, Metazoa, Chordata, Actinopteri, Pleuronectiformes, Pleuronectidae. Gene Ontology annotation, molecular function: growth factor activity; cytokine activity. Gene Ontology annotation, biological process: SMAD protein signal transduction.